AUGAAGCCGUACGAGAUUAUCAUUUUCUAUCUCUUAGCAGCUAUGAAAUAUGUCAUUGCAGAGCCCGGGGUCAAAACUGUUACCGGUGCAACAACUAGUUUUACAUGUUCUAUAACACAGAGAGUGGCCACAUUCGACUCAACAUCCCGUAUCAGCGGGGCUGUAUCUCUCGGGUUGUCUGCAGCACCAACAGGGGUGUCUUGGGUCAAUGGCGGUAAGCACCAUCUAGUAGCGGAUACUUUCCGCAACUCAGAUACUAUCGUGUCUACAUCGAAGGGCAAGCCUGUGACCACUGUGGUUCCAGUUAUAUCGAUACCGAGAAGUUGCUCGGCAAAGUCCCUUUGGGAAUAUCCCAUCAUGGAAGGCGCGGCUUGGUGGUAUACCGGCAACACCAACCCCAGUGCUUUCCGCGUAAUUUAUGCAGCCAACCCAACCAUCACCAGCACCACGACCACCAGACCCGAUUCAAAAGUAGUUACACAAACGAUUACGAGCUGGCCUACGGCAGAGGCUCCAGAUUGUCUAUAUCUCAUUGAGAGAUUUGCCCAAUAG
Molecule: messenger RNA, 552 nt
Organism: Aspergillus terreus NIH2624
Lineage: Eukaryota; Fungi; Ascomycota; Eurotiomycetes; Eurotiales; Aspergillaceae
Exons: 4
Coding region: 1-552 (183 amino acids)
Source: RefSeq, a predicted model, not a curated record